AUGCUGAGAGUACAAGAGGAGAAAGUCAUUUUUAAUGUAUUUGAAGCUAUCAAACAUCCAAGUGAUGAUAUGAGCUGCAUGAAGAUUGAUGUAAUAGAUGCUAUGAUACCACCUUCUUUGGAAAAAAAUUAUGAAAGUGCAGUCUUGGAAAGCACAUUAGCUGCAGCAAAAUGUAGUAUUUAUGAAGAGCAAGAUGAGGAAGUGAAAGACUGCAUUCUGCAAUUAGAUUCCUUUCCCUGUAUGAACAAUGAAAUAAACCAACUUAAGGAAGAACUACAUCAAGAAGAAGAGAAGAAAGAUGAGUCAAAGGUGGAGCUCAAGCAAUUACCCUCUCAUUUGAGGUACGUGUUUCUUGAAGAGGGCCAUAACAAACCUAUAAUAAUAAACAGCAAUCUGCAGAAAGACCAAGAAGAAAAGCUCUUGAGAGUGUUAAGAAAGCACAAAUCUGCACUAGGAUGGCAGAUUUCAGAUUUGAAAGGUAUAGAUCCCUUUUUCUGCAUGCAUAUAAUUUUAUUUGAAGGGAAUUGCAAGCCUGUUGUCCAACCUCAAAGAAGACUUAAUCCAACUAUGAAGGAGGUAGUGAGGCAAGAGGUGAUGAAAUUACUAGAUGUAAAAGUUAUUUAUCCAAUUUCAGAUAGUUCAUGGGUGAGUUUGGUUCAUGUGGUGCCUAAGAAAGGAGGUAUAACUGUUGUUCCAAAUGAAAAAAAUGAAUUAAUACCUACUAGGACAGUAACCGGAUGGCGAAUGUGCAUAGAUUAUAGGAAGUUGAAUGAUGCAUCAAGGAAAGAUCAUUUUCCUCUUCCAUUUGCUGACCAAAUGCUGGAGAGAUUGGCUAGAUUUGACUAUUAUUGUUUCUUAGAUGGAUAUUCUGGUUACAACCAGAUUGCAGUUGACCCAAGAGACCAAGAAAACACAACAUUCACUUGUCCUUUUGGAGUUUUUGCAUAUUGA
Molecule: messenger RNA, 951 nt
Organism: Abrus precatorius (Indian licorice)
Lineage: Eukaryota; Viridiplantae; Streptophyta; Magnoliopsida; Fabales; Fabaceae
Exons: 1
Coding region: 1-951 (316 amino acids)
Source: RefSeq, a predicted model, not a curated record